This is a messenger RNA of Striga asiatica, 1554 nucleotides long. The record is from the annotation of a GenBank genome assembly. NCBI's taxonomy places the organism in Eukaryota, Viridiplantae, Streptophyta, Magnoliopsida, Lamiales, Orobanchaceae.
AGAGAUCAGCCUAGCCUCCCUGUGUCGGCUCAAAACCUACGACCACCUCAAGCUCCACCUCUCAAGGCGGUUCUGCAAGUUGUCGAUGAUGGGCUUCCCAUAAAACUUCUCAACGUAAGCACCAGCUUGUCGGCUUCGUCCUUCGCAGCCAUGUCCCUGAGCAGAAUAACGAGCCGGGUCUCGAGGACCGUGCUAAGUCAGUGCCGCAACUCGGCCCUCCUCAUCGGCCGCCAUGAGAACAAUCACUUUCAAAAUUCAUCGAAUAUAUUAAUUUCCUCGCGUGGGCUAAGUGAUAAGGUGGUACCUGGUCAGGUUUCAUUGCUGCACCAUUCAUCCCUGAAAGCAUCAGGCUUUCAGUGGUUCGGGUUCUCUUCAUCCGCAAAUUCACAGCCCAAUGAAAAAGAGACAGUCCAGUCUACAAAUAAUCAUGAAAAUAGAGAGCCAGAUGACGAAGCCUCUGCAUCUGCAACUGAUGCUACUCAAACUGAAGCUGACGAAAAAACCGAAUCAGGUCCUCAAAUUAGUACUUCCGGGACUCCUAAGAGGAAAAGAGGUGUUAAACGAGUUGCAUUUUCUGAUGUUGAUUCUGAUUCAGAUUUGGAGGCUGACCUCUCCAGGGAUGACCUGGUGAAGCUCGUGGCCGAGAAGGAACAACUUCUCGCCACAAAGCAGGAAGAGCUGGAGCAGGUGAAGGAUACAGCCAUGAGGUCAUUGGCUGAGAUGGAAAACACAAAGGAGCGUACUCGACGUGAAGCCGAAAAUGCCAAGAAGUUUGCUAUUCAGAGCUUUGCUAAAAGCCUUUUGGAUGUGGCGGAUAAUUUGGGUAGGGCUUCUUCUGCUGCCAAAGAGAGUUUCUCAAAAGUGGAUGUGUCUAAGGAUGCAUCUGUAGCCACUCAACAGCUCAAAACACUACUUGCAGGUGUUGAAAUGACUGAAAAACAACUGAAUGAGGUAUUUAGAAAGUUUGGGCUAGAGAAAUAUGACCCAGUAGAUGAAGAAUUUGACCCAAACAGGCAUAACGCUGUGUUCCAAGUUCCGGAUCCUUCCAAGCCAGCUGAUCGUGUUGCAGUUGUUCUAAAGGCUGGAUAUAUUCUGCACGAUCGAGUUAUAAGGCCAGCUGAAGUUGGUGUAACAGUGGCAGCAAACAACGAGGAGGGUGAAAAGACAUCUGAGGACUGAGCCAACACCAACAUAGUUACUUGUGUACAAUGAUGGUUCGAUUUCCGGCUGUUAAAUUUAUCUUUAAUUUGGAUAAAAGCCUUGAGUUGCUCAUGGGUUUCAGUAGGGAGGAUUAGAACUAUGAGCUUUUCCUUUUCCUGAUCUAUGAUCUGUUUAUUGUUCUUUCUCAGUUGAUAUUUUCAGAAAUGACUCAUGCUGGUUAAAAUUUUUGGGUUUUCUAGAUAAAUUUGAUCUUGUUACUGGUCCCUGGAAGUGUGUGUUAAUAAAAAAUGUACGCACGUUAUUGGUGGUACCAUAAAUGCUAUGGGGUCGGUUGUGUUGCAUCACUUAUGGAAGAACAUUUACUAUGAUAUAAUAAUAUCUUUUGAUGUCUGA